Vespa velutina is the source of this 4479-nucleotide messenger RNA. RefSeq names its product erythroid differentiation-related factor 1. The record is from RefSeq and is a predicted model, not a curated record. The transcript has 9 exons. Lineage: Eukaryota; Metazoa; Arthropoda; Insecta; Hymenoptera; Vespidae. Gene Ontology annotation, biological process: positive regulation of DNA-templated transcription. Bases 128 to 3736 code for a protein of 1202 amino acids.
CAUACAUAAUUUGUGAUCGUAUUAUUUGGAUACGUGUGGAGGUUUUCGUUGUAUCCUUCACCUUCUAGAAGUUUUGGAACAUAGCAACUAUUUUUGAAAGACGCAAGUGACAUUAUUCCAUGUCGCGAUGUCAGACAAUUCUAAUACCAGUGCUGAUUUGAUCAAACCGAUGGCUAUAGUUGUCCCACCGGAUUCACCUAAGAAAUCAGUCAAGUCUACUGCAGUAGUGAAAUAUUCUGCCGUUCAAACGCCUGCCACUUUUGCUCAAUUGCAAUGUAAUACAAAUUUAAAUCUUCCACCGAGCAAUUGGCUUAGUAGUUCUGCUGAAAGUUAUGGUCUACAAAGUGUAUGGUCACAGAACACAGGAUUCUCAAGUUUUCGGAUGGCUCAUAUGUUUCCUGAUUGUGUUGGAGAAGUUGACGUUGUGUCAGAUGCAGAAAACAUAAAGAAAUUAUUGAAAUUACCUUAUAACCAUGGUGUUAUAUCGAUGAUGGUACACCGUAUAGAAAAUACUUUAUUGAUAGAUGAUUUUGAUAUACAUAAAUAUUUAUUACGCCAAGCGGAAAGUGAUUGGGAAUGGUUGAAGAAAUUCUUUUAUGAACACAUAUUUCAAAACUUAGGAGAUAAAGAAAAACGAUUGUUUCAUAAGGCAAACAGUAGAAAUAGUUUGCAACAAAGGAAUUUAGUAUCAAAAUUCCUUUAUCAUUCUAUAGUAUUAGCUGAUAGUAAAGAACAAAAUAUAAAGCCUCCUUUGCCCGUCAAACCAUUGGAACAAUGUUUACCUGAACCAACGCAAGAGGAAAAAGUACCAGAUCCAAACUAUAAUCAUAAUUUUGCACGUAACGUUGUAUGGACUUUUGAAAAUAUACAAAUGCUUAUUGGAACUGACAUGCCAAUAUUUGGCGGGCAAACUCAUCCCUGUAUUAGUUUACGGUUAAAAGAUAUGUCAAAACCUAUUAACGUAUUGACAGGAAUAGAUUAUUGGUUGGACAAUUUAAUGUGUAAUGUUCCUGAAGUAGUUAUGUGUUAUCAUUUACAUGGUAUAGUUCAAAAAUAUGAAUUGAUUAAAACAGAGGAUCUUCCUAAUUUGGAUGAUUCAAAAUUCAGUCCCAAACUUAUUAGAGAUGUAGCACAAAAUAUAUUAAGCUUCUUAAAAAACAAUGCGACAAAAGCUGGCCAUACUUAUUGGUUAUUUAAGGGUAAAGACGAUGAUGUUGUAAAAUUAUAUGAUUUAACAUCAUUAUGUAAUGAUGUUACCGAUGAAAAAGGACAAAAUCCAUUUACCGUGCCAGUGGCAAUGCUGUUAUAUAGAGUAGCUCGAAAUAUGAAAUAUUCUUCUGAUUAUCAUCGUCAUCAGGGUACUAUUCGAAUGCUAUUGAAAAACUGUGUACAACUUCUUGCAAAGGAGAAAUAUCCGCAAAUCGUUACGUCCGCUCAUUUUAUGCUUUCUGACUUAUAUGUACCUUCAAGUACGGAUCCCGUUAGUCCAGGACUUUCCGAUCAAAGUGACGAGGAAGAUACACAAAGUGAAUGCAGUACAAAUCAUGAAAAUGAAAAAGAAGAAGAUGAAGAAACUCCCAGUGCUUCUAUUAAAUCUUUAACAUUGGCAAAUAUCAAAGAACAAGUAGAACAAGAGGGACCUAAGUACAAACCACCACCUAUAACAGGUAGCGUAGAGGAAAGAUGUUUAACAGCAUUGGAGCAUGUAGCUCAUGGUCUUGAGUGUUUGAAAUAUUUCCCAAGUGAAGAAAAUUCAGACGAAGAACAAAAGAAAACAGAUGACAGUGAAAAUGAGAGAAAAAAAUAUGAAGAAGCUAAUCCAAACAUGGCAAAACCUUUUCAGGCAAUACCAAUGCCUUAUGCUUCUUUGAAUCAAGAAAAAGAUAGCGAAUCCGGAGAAACUUCGCAAAAUAAUAGUCCUAAUCAUAAAAGGAAAAAUAAGCAAAAGAAGAAAAAAUCGGAAAAGUUUAUUACAAAAGAAAAUACAUCUGUUAACAACAAAGAUAUGAAAUCUUGGUUAUGUAAAUCAAAAAAUGAAACGUUACCUAUUUGGCAGGCACCAAAAAAGAGUGACAAUGUCAGUUGGAAUGCACAUUUAAAAACUCUAUUGUACGAAAAGGCCUCAUUGAUAUUUGCUGUUUUGGCUGAAAACGAAUAUGCGAAUAAAAAUUAUGGUGCCUCUUUGAGAUACAUAUUGGCGGUAUUGAGAUGUCAAAAAAUAUUGGAGGUCUGUUGUGGCAUAAGAAAUGAAAAAUCUAUUAGUUGUUUGUUAGGACGUGCUGGGGAUUGUUGUUUCAUGACUGUACAAGAUUGGUGUAAUAUAGAGAAACAUAGAAAGAAUUAUGAAAUUAAAAAUAUAACGGAGGAGAAGAUAAUCGAAGAAAUAUAUUCAAUGGAAGAUUUGGAUACGUACGGUAUAGAAUUAUUGCCGCAACGUCUUGAAAGUUUGGAAUUCACAUUGGUCGCUUCUUACAAGUGUUAUGAAAAAGCUUUGUCUUAUGAACCAUUGGAAAUAGAAAAAAAUAAUUUAUUAAGAAGACUAGGAAAUAUUCAUAAUGAAUUAGGCGUUUUAUAUAUGAAUCAAGCAGGAACAAGAUACCAACAAGAAAGUACAACAAACGAAUCGGCCCAAUCGUCGACAGACGUUACUACAUUACUUAAUCGUUCCUUACAUCAUUUAGAAGCGGGUGUUAAAGCAUUUGAAACUGUCCAUGAUGAAGCAAAUUUGGCAUUACUACAUUCGAAUACCGGUAGACUAAUGAGAAUUUGUGCUCAUAUGCACGUUAAACAUAAUACACAGGAGCAAUAUUUUUACAAUAAAGCACUUGCGAAUUAUCAAAAGGCAUUGCAAGUUCUAGGUUCUAGAAAAUCUAAUCCGGCAAUAUGGGACACGAUAACGUGGGAUUUGUCUACGACACUUUUCACUAUGGCCACAUUAUUACAGGAUUUUCCUUCUCAAGGAAACAAGACGGAAGAAGAGCUUGAAAGAGAAGUAGUCGAUAUAUUACAGAAAGCUCUUAAACAUUGUGACGUGGAUACGCCAGGUUCACGACAGCCAGUAUAUCAAUUUCGUGCGGCUAUCAUUCAACAUCGUUUAGCAUCUUUAUAUCAUCACAUAUACAGAGAAUUCGAAUCGGAUUCGGAUAAUGUCAAGAGAAAAAACAGUUUACAAUUGUGUAAAUUGUAUUACGAUAAAGCGGCUAAAUUGUUAUUGGCUUUGGAACAGACGACGGAAUUUUUGAGAGUACAAAUGGAACGUGUAGCUUUGGCUGAACAUCAGGCACGAAGUGCUACAACGUUCAACGGCAAAUUGAAGGCUUAUCAAAAUGGAUUGGAGUUAUUGUUACAAUGUCGACCAAUCAUAGAUUUACUCUGUGAAAAAAAUAAAACGUCAAAGGAGAAAAUAAUUGGUAAUAAUAAUAUGGUAGAAGGUGAUACGAUUAAUACAAAUGAGGAUGGCAAAAUUAUUGAGGAACAAAAGUUUACGGAGGACGAUGAGAGUUUAAUCGUUUUGCUCGAACAAAGAUUACAAUUUAUAUUACGAUCGUUAACCAAAUUACUUGUUAAUAAGAACAACACUGCCACGAAUAAAAAGGAAUACGAAACUCUCGUCAAUUUGUAUAAGCAAUGUUACAGUCGUGCACUUAGAUCUGGAACGAUAUCUGGUAUAACGUUGAUAACUCACGUGGCACAAUUAUUAAAGGAUCUAUGUAAUAUAUUGCAACACAUAGAAUAAUAAGAAAAAAGAAAGAAAGAAAGAAAGAAAAAAAAAAAAAAAAAAGAGAAAGAACUAUGUAAAUACAUACUUUAUAGUUCGUAGAACUUAAAACUGCGCAAAGAGAUCUCGAUCCCUCUGUUAUUCCCUUUUUUUUUUUUUUUUUUUCUCUCUCCUUAUUCUCUUCAAUCUUUAACUGAUUAACUGGAACAAAUCGAUGUCAAUUAAUUUACUCCCACAUAAGUCUGUCUCUUUUGUAAAUCUUUUGAAGAUUUACAAUUUGUAUAUUACUCUACUGAACGAAAGAAAAAAAACAAAAAACAAAAAAAAAAAAAAAACAAAAAAACAAAAAAACCAAAAAAAAAGAAAAACAAAAAACAAUGAAAAGAAAAAAAAAGAAAACAGAUCGUAUCAAUGUUGAUCGUUAUAGUUAAAAACUUCGAAGGAGGAACGAGAUCCAUCAAAUGCAUUUUUGACGAUCUCCGAAUUGCCUACAGUAUAUAUAUAUGCGCGCGCGCGCGCGAGUGUGUGUGUGUGUGUGUGUGCGUGUGUGUAUGUACGCGAGUGUGUGUGCGAGUGUGUGUGCGUGUAUAUAUAUAUAUACAAGAGACGAUGAUGACAGUGAUGACAAUGACAUUCUUUUUUUUUUUCUUUUUUUUUUUUAAAUUCUGUAAAUUGUAUAUAGUCAUGAUGAUAAUACUUUUAUUUAUGUAUUAUUUAUAAGAAAGGAAUAAAUAUUAAUCGUGAAUGAUUGAAUGAAGAAA